Molecule: messenger RNA, 1224 nt
Organism: Habropoda laboriosa
Lineage: Eukaryota; Metazoa; Arthropoda; Insecta; Hymenoptera; Apidae
Product: ankyrin repeat and MYND domain-containing protein 2
Exons: 3
Coding region: 1-1224 (407 amino acids)
Molecular function (GO): protein binding
Source: RefSeq, a predicted model, not a curated record
AUGGCGCCUGUCGCAGAGGCUCUAACCGACGUACAAAAGCAAAUUUUUACGAAAAUCAGUAAUAAUGAAGUGUUUGAGCUCAAAACGCUGUUGGCAGCGAAUAAAAUUAAAAUGGAUUUUGUAGAUGAGAAUGGUAUGAGUCCACUUCAACAUGCUUGUUAUAAAGGAAACAGAGAAAUAGUACAGAUGCUCCUAGAUCAGGGAGCAGAUGUAAAUGCAUGUCAACAUGAACAUGCAUACACAGCUCUUCAUUUUUCAGCUCUUAGUGGAAAUGCUGAACUUUGUCACCUUUUAAUGUCUCAUGGAGCUCGUCUGACAGCAACAAACAGUGUAGGAAGAACUCCAGCUCAGAUGGCUGCCUUUGUAGGCAAUCACAAUUGCGUAGCAACUAUCAAUAAUUUUAUUCCAAAGGCUGACAUAGAUUAUUAUGUAAAACCUCAAGGUUUACAGAUUGAAUCAAUGCUUCCACCACAUUUAGCAGAUUCUUUUCAUAAAUUUAUAAUGCAAGUUAAUGUGCAUCCUAUACGUGUAGCUAUGAAUUUACAAAGAUGUCCUGGUCUUUUAGAAAAUGCUGCUAAGGUACAAAAAGUUUUAGAAUCCAUGCGCCAUAAGGAAAUGACGAGAGGUGCAGAAACAAAUGAAGUGAUGGCAUUUAAAUAUCAUUAUCUUAGUUGUGUUGUAGCUGAAGUGAUCAAGUUUCAAAAAAGACAAGAAGCAAUGAAGGCAGAGAAAAUCGAAAAAAUAAAUGAAGAAGGGGACGAUAAAAAAUCAGAUACUAUAGAAGGUUUAAUAAGAAAAUUUUUGAAGUGUAGCAAAAAUGAUGGUAUACCAGAAUAUCAAGAAGCUUUUCUGCGAGAAAGUGUAAGAGAGUUUCUAUAUAGAGAGAGUACAAUCUUUCGACAAAUGGUAGCAACUCUUGCAGCUAGUGAUCCACCAUCUGCUAUAUCAGUAGUAUCAGCUGCUAUUAAUGGUCAAAGAGCCUUCUCAGACAAUGCGCAGAUUUGCAUUACAUGUGGAGAAGAUAAAGCUAACAAAAAGUGUAGCAAAUGUAAAGCAGUGCAAUAUUGUGACAGAGAAUGUCAAAGACUCCAUUGGUUUAUGCACAAAAAAGCGUGCACUAGAUUAGGGCAAAAUAUAACACCAAGUGCGAAAAUAAGCGACGCAGAUAAAGAACAAAUAAGCAACUCUGUGAGCUCUAGGCUACAAAAUCUAAGUGUUAAUUGA